GAGACCUGCGGUACCUUGGCGGUAGAGGUGGAGAUGGAUGCAGAGGCGAGGGAAGAACCCAGCUUCCUUUUUUAAGAAUCAGUUGUGAGCAAGGGAGCAGAGCUACGUUAUUUUAGGGAGACUUUGUCGCACUCCCCCUCCCCCGGGUAGGUAGCGUCUGGGAUGUGUGCACCCUGUUCGUAGUCUCCCAUGGAGAGACGCUGGCUGCUGCAGCCGGCAGUAACCCGACCCCGCCGGCGCAGGGACUGAAGAGGCGCCGGGGAGAGCAGCGAGAGGCGAACAAAAGCCCUCGGCAAGGGGGCCGGAGCCCGGACCUGGGGGACUCCAACAAAGAACGAGGUUCAGCUAUGGUGGACCCGGUGCCAGAAGAGGAGAAAGAGGGAGCGGAGCCCGGUGGCUCUGAAGGGGAUGAGGCCACAGCGUCCGAGCCCCCCGAUGCCCAGGGAGCCCAGCAGCCGUCUGCCUCCUCGGCCUCCGCCUCCGCGGCGGCGCCCCGAAAGGCUGAAGUCCCCUGCGGGGCAGAAGGUGGACGUCGGGAGCAGUCUCCGUUGCUGCACCUCGAUCUCUUCAAUUUCGCCUGCCCCGAGGCAGAGGGCAGCCGCUACGUCCUGACCAGCCCCCGCUCUCUGGAGGCCUGCGCCCGCUGCGCGGUCAAGCCCGUGGAGCUGCUGCCUCGAGCCCUGGCCGACCUGGUGCGUGAGGCCCCGGGCCGCUCCAUGCGCGUGGCCACCGGCCUGUACGAGGCCUACGAGGCGGAACGCCUGGCCAAACUGCAGCAGUGCCGCGCCGAGCGCGAGCGCAUCAUGCGCGAGGAGAAGCGGCGCCUGUUCACACCGAAGGGUCCGGCGGCAGCCCCGGCCUCGGCCUCAGCCUCGGCCUCGGCGCUGAGCGGGGGCAGCAGCAGCAGCUGCAGCAGCAGCAGCAGCCUCCCGGCCUCGCCCGCCUCGCGAGUUGCUCGAAGGACUUCUCCCAGUCCCCCCGCCAGGAGCCGGCCUCCGCCCGCCGGUUCUCGGACAGGUAGGAAGAGCCACUCGCUGGACUCGCUCUCCCGCCGGAGGGACGGUGCCCUGAGCUCCGAGUCCGGGGCCUCGUCGUCGUCCUACAGCGGGGAGAGCCUUCGGGAGCUUCGCUGGCCACCUCGAGCUUCCGCCAGGAACAGCUGCCCCGCGGGCUCGGCGUCGUCUGCACCCAACCCACUGGGCCGCCCUUCGGCCCUUGCUCUGGUUCCGCUCACGGCCCGCAGCUUCAGCCUCGGAGACCUGAGCCACUCGCCGCAGACCGCCCAGCAUGUGGAGCGCAUCGUCCGCCAAGUGCGCGCCGAGCGAGGCCUGCGCGGGGUACCCGAGCGCGACCGCAAGAUCGCCGCCCUCAUGCUGGCCCGGCACCAGGAAGAGCGCCUGUUGCUGGAGCAGCGCGCCGCGGCCCACGGCCAGUGGGAGCAGCAGCGCGUGCGCGCCGAACAGCGGCGGGAGCGCGAGGAGCGCGAGAAGCAGCGCGCGCUGGAGCGGGGCCGGCGGGCCUGGGCGGCGCAGGUGGAGGAGCGGCGCGGUCGCCGGGGCCGGGAGGAGCGCGAGGCCGCGCGGAGGCGGCAGCAGCAGUGCGAGCGCAGCGAGGAGCGGCGGCGGGAGCUGGCGGAGCGUCAGGGUCUGCUGCGGCGGGAGCGGGUGGAACGCGCCGCGCGGGACGACCGGCUGCGCAAGCUGCAGCAGGAGCAGAACCUGAAGCAGAGGGAGGAAGGCCGGCAAGAGGGGCGGGAGCGCGCGGAGCUGGUCCGCCGGGAGCGCGCCCAGCGGGCGGCGCGCGCCCGAGAGCGGCAAGAGGGCCAACUGCAGCGCGAGAAGCGCGAGCUGAGCCGGGCCGAGCGGGCGCGCCACGAGGCGCUGCUUCGAGGCCGAGUCCGGCAGCAGCAGGAGGAGCGGGAGGGCCUGCGGAGCUCCCUGGAGGCCAGCUUGGGCCGCGCGCAAGAGAACUACGAGCAGCUGCAGGAGCAGCGCGCCCGGGAGCUGCGGGAGCGCGCGCGGAGAGAGGAGCUCCAGGGUCGGCGGGCGAAGGAAGCGGCCGAGCGCAAAGAGCGGGAGCAUCAGGCGCACUUGGAGGCGCUGGCGCGGGCAGGAGAACGACGGCUGCAGCACGCGGCGCAGGUGGCCGAAGAGGCCGUGCAGCAGAAGGCCCGGCGCGUGGUUCAGACCCGCCUGGAAAAGGAGAGGGCCCAGCGUGCCAACAAGGAGAAGGUAGAGAGAGACGAAGACUGCCGCCGCCGCGAGCUGCUGCAGGCCAUUGGGCGCAAGCUGGAGCGCAGUGAGCAGCUCUCUCGAGAACGGCGAAGCGCGCUGGAGAGCGCUCGCUCCACGGCCCGGGCCUCCUUCCAUGUGCGGGAGAAGGUGCGGGAGGAGACCAACACGCGCUCUUUUGACCGCAUGGUGCGAGAGGCCCAGCUACAUGCCAGCCUGGACCGUAAAUGACAGCCGCCUUGGACAGACCGUGCUGCUGGAUAUGGCCAGGUGUGGCCUCUCUUAGUCACUUUGACCAAACGCCAGGCUUCUCCAGUACAGCUGCCACACCAUGAACUCUCCAGACUAAUGUACCAUUAAUGAGGCACUGAGAAGGCAGACAUGGUAUUUUUCCAUCUGUCACCAUUGUUUUACAGACUUACUCCAUUUGGAAACGACAUGGCACAAUCUACCCACAUCCACUGGUGUCUUUGGGUUGGAAUAGAAAGUAGCUGGGAGGAGGAAGGUCCCUGUAGGAGAGAGCACAGAGGCCAACGUGGGGCUCUCUGCCACAGCUGCCUUGGGCAUCUUUCUAACAUUUGUGUUAAAGACGAUUUAAGUAGCAGCAGCGGAGGGAAUAUCUCCCAGACUUACCUCUAUCUUUGAAAAUACAAGUUGCACAGGACUUGAAAGUUUCCCAAGAAAGCACAGCUCUUCUAAGAUGUUAGUUCAUGCACAAGCGACUACAAAAGAUAUCGCUAGACUGUGAAUUGGACACGUGAACCAAUUAUCCUGUUCCCAAAAUAUUCUCAGUUGAGUCCCUUGGCUUUCUAGUUAGACAAUCAUCUACAGAUAAUAACCCCUUAUUCUCCCAAGUGGUGUAGGGAAAGGGUUGGAUCGGUGAUGCUGCUUAGCUUUAAUGGAAGCCCUCCAUCCUCCAGAUCCCUGGAGGUGAUGGUUUCCUUAGGCAGCAGUGUUCCACCCCAUGAGGCUUCCAUGGAAGGUGAUGUACGUAAGUGGAGGCAGUGUCUGAUGCCCACUUCCCUGUGUGGGGCCAGCUCCUGCAGACAGAAGCCAUUGCCUUAUGAAGCAGAGCUACCUUCUGUGCCUGCCCAGGCCACUCUUGCCUAAAGCUCCAGCCUUGAAUGCAGUCUGGAGGGUGAGCCCUGGAGUGUGUAGGAUUCGCUCUGUGACUUAGUUCAGUGUUCUGAAGACAAUUUAGGAUCCUUGGCUGCUUGCCUGUGGUGGCUGAAGGGCUAGAAUUGCCUGUGUGGAGCUGUGCUAUUGUUGGUAGGGGUAUCACUCUUCCUUGGGGGCACUGGGAAAAGGAGUCUUCCCUCUUUAAAUUCCUGGUACCCUCUCACUUAUACCUGAAGUAUUCAAUCAGUCUCUUGGUGCCUCACCUUUCCCAUCUUCUAGAUGGGGCCAUCAGAACUCUUCUGGUACCUCAAGGUCUCUUGGAUCCAAAGCAUCACUUCAGUGUUAUUUGUUGGUCUCCUUUGUGCCUUUCUUGACCUGGAGUUGGGAGGCAGGAGGACUGCUGUUAGCCUCGUUUGUUUCUGGUGACAUGGAUUGCUGGCAUUAGACAGGGCAGUGCAUCACAGACAGAUGGUCAUUUAGCAUCCAAGGUGUGUGUGGGGCGGGGAGGGGUACUUGGUUCUUGCAGUACCAAGCUGCUCCCUGGUCAGAAGGUUCAGUUAUCACUCAGCAAUUUUAACUGGUAGAGCACUCUUUCCCCCACUCAGAUCCACCCAUCAGCUAUGUCUUCACCAGGGAAGGUGGAAAGUCAACCGUCUCCUUUUACAUUACAUCAAGGUCAGGAAGUUAAAAACAAAACAAAACAAAACAAAAACAAAACAAAAAAAAACUUACCAAAAAGAAAGGAAUCAGGGUAGAGACGUACUGCAUUAGAUGUGUUAUUGUGUCUUUUCUGCUGGUGGAACCAUCCCUAAAGUGACUGGCUGUUGCCCACACCCCUCUUUGACCCUAUCCCAUCACACAAUAAGGGGAGUCUUGUGUAGAAGAAAGCUGUGUUUAGGUGUCAUGUGUGAGAUGAUGUGGUACCAGGAAAGGAGCUACGUACCGAGGCUUGUUUCUUGAGUGGGUGGGCUCUCCCUUAAUUUCCUUGUCAGUGAGCUGUGAUAACUGGUGUUGUCUCUGAGACAGGAGCAUUUAACUAAAAAAAAAUUAAUGUGAUUAUGGUUCUUUGAUCUUGUGGUCCCUGGGUUGCUUCUGAAACCUCCAUGGAAAGUUCUCCCCUUGAAAGACCUUACUUCAAAGCAUGAGCAUUUGCUUGAGGAGGCAAUCGGGCGUUCUGAACCAAGCACUGGGAAGCAGGCGGGCGGGCGGUCUCACCCGGCCUCUUACCCAGGCUGCUCCCCACCUUCCUGAGCGACUUCAGGUUGGUCACCUUUCUUAGUCCCCACCGACGUAGAACUGAGAUCAUGGUUCCUGAGCUCUAGUUUGUGCAAAGUGAGAAUGACGGUGACAUUUCCUGUUUCUGUCACCCUGGAACUGCAGGUGCAGUUGCCGUACACGGAGCUACAUGGCUCCUACGACGUACUGUACAGUGUAAUGUACCAUGGGGAUUUGGUGCAGAAGGAAGAGUUUUGAGAAGCUCAUUCAGAUCCAGAGUCACAUGUGACGGAAAGGCCCAGGCCUGAAUGUUGACAAAUUAGACACUGAGAGAACCACUAUGUAAAGAUUCAAACAGUUUCUAGAUUUUUACCAAAAAGUCCAUAUAGCCAAGUAUUAUUAAAACAAAAACAGAAUUCAGACCUAGUGACAGUAAGAAAUGGUACCUUCAAGUUCCAGACCAUCUACUAGGAUACUCUACUGAAGUUGGACACGGUGGCUCACAUCUCUAGACCUAACCCUGAGGAUGCUGAAGUAGAUGGAUAAUUAUAUUGAGUCAGCCCGUACCAGAUAGAAAGACACUGUCAAAACAAAACAAACAAACAAACAAACAAACAAAAAUGCAAGGAGAAUCACCUGUAUAUUUAAAGAAAUGUUCGUGUUUCUUUCUAAAGAUAAUGAAUGCCUAAAGUCUCUUUCGGGCCCUUAAUUUAAAUUUCCACAGAGGAGAAGUUUUAUUUUACUGUGACAUGCAGCAAGAGGACAUUGGGCCAGAGCAGAGAUGAUGGAUGGAGAAUUGCCUCCAAACAGCAUUCUAGCAGGUGUCCAGGACUGAGCAUGCUGGGAAUUUCUUGCCAUCUAGGAGACCCCAACCUCAAAAUGGCCACAGCUUCACUCUUUUGGAACAUUUGCUACUUCAAGAAAGAGAGAGUGUAAAAUAAUAUGAGAGGAUGGGAAGGGUUGGGAAAGCUUUAAUUCAGUUGAAUUCCAAGAAAACAAGCCAAAACCAUUCCAGAAGAAAUUAUUGAUGAAGCUAGUCCAACAUCCUGCUGUGGCAGGGACCAGAGUCUACACCCAUCUGGACAGAUAAUGGAAAUUUCCUUUUGGAAGCACGAAGGCUGGGUUUUGAUGGAACUGUAACAAGGAUUUGCCAAGGGCAAAAGGUCUGCAGGGUAGUGAAGACAGGAAUGUCUUGGUCUACUUUAUGUUGCUCUAACAUAAUACCCAAGGCUAAGUUAAAAAUAAAAGAGAUUUGUUGCUGACAA
Molecule: messenger RNA, 5830 nt
Organism: Mus caroli (Ryukyu mouse)
Lineage: Eukaryota; Metazoa; Chordata; Mammalia; Rodentia; Muridae
Gene: Ccdc177
Product: coiled-coil domain containing 177
Source: RefSeq, a predicted model, not a curated record